CCCCCCCCCCAAGCGCCGCUCCGGCUGCAUCGCGCUCCUACCGAGCUCCGGGCCCCCGCAGCGCUAGCGCCGCCGCCGCCGCCUCCCUCCUUCCGCCGCCAUGAUCAUCUACCGGGACCUCAUCAGCCAUGAUGAGAUGUUCUCCGACAUUUACAAGAUCCGGGAGAUCGCAAACGGGGUGUGCCUGGAAGUGGAGGGGAAGAUGGUCAGUAGGACAGAGGGUACCAUUGAUGAUUCACUCAUUGGUGGAAAUGCCUUUGCCGAAGGUCCUGAGGGUGAAGGAACAGAUGCCACUGUAAUCACUGGAGCUGACAUAGUAAUAAACCAUCAUCUGCAAGAAACUAGUUUCACAAAAGAAUCCUACAAAAAGUACAUCAAAGACUACAUGAAAUCAAUCAAAGGCAGACUUGAAGAGCACAAGCCAGAUAGAGUAAAACCUUUUAUGACCGGAGCUGCAGAACAAAUCAAACACAUCCUUGCCAAUUUUAAAAACUAUCAGUUCUUCAUAGGCGAAAACAUGAAUCCAAAUGGCAUGGUGGCUGCCUUGGACUUCCGUGAGGAUGGUAUGACCCCAUAUAUGAUUUUCUUUAAGGAUGGUUUAGAGAUGGAGAAAUGUUAACAAAUUCAGCUGAUU
This is a messenger RNA of Dromiciops gliroides (monito del monte), 634 nucleotides long. Its product is annotated as translationally-controlled tumor protein-like. NCBI's taxonomy places the organism in Eukaryota, Metazoa, Chordata, Mammalia, Microbiotheria, Microbiotheriidae. Gene Ontology annotation, molecular function: calcium ion binding. The transcript has a single exon. The record is from RefSeq and is a predicted model, not a curated record. Bases 101 to 619 code for a protein of 172 amino acids. Gene Ontology annotation, cellular component: cytoplasm.